Molecule: messenger RNA, 462 nt
Organism: Salvia miltiorrhiza (redroot sage)
Lineage: Eukaryota; Viridiplantae; Streptophyta; Magnoliopsida; Lamiales; Lamiaceae
Exons: 3
Coding region: 1-462 (153 amino acids)
Source: RefSeq, a predicted model, not a curated record
AUGCUACAAGAAUUCAUGGAGGUUCAGUUCUUGGUCACAAGAUGCUUCCGAAUGUCUCGAAGUCUAUUCCUCUGCAUUCUUGAUGCUGUCAAAAAUUAUAAUAACUUUUUCGAGCAACGCAUGGAUUGCACAGGAAGAUGGAGCUUGUCCACACUGCAAAAAAUAACAGCUUUCUUUCGAAUAUUGGCGUACGGGGUACCAACAGAUGCUACUGACGAGUACAUAAGUAUUGAUCCUAACGAAGCAAACUACGUUAGUAGUGAGGAUCCUUCUUCGACUUCACAAUUCCGAAGGGUGCCCAAUAGUCGUCAACGUGAACAAAUGGAGGAGGAACAAAUCCAAGCUGAUGUGGCCAUGGUGGCACGCCUUGCUCAACAAGAUGACGAUGACGAUAUUCCAUCCACGUACCAAGAAGGCUAUGUCGAUGCAAUUGAUUUGGAGGACGAGAUGGACGAGUUUUGA